Molecule: messenger RNA, 1968 nt
Organism: Halichondria panicea
Lineage: Eukaryota; Metazoa; Porifera; Demospongiae; Suberitida; Halichondriidae
Exons: 3
Coding region: 68-1834 (588 amino acids)
Biological process (GO): regulation of mitochondrial mRNA stability; mitochondrial RNA processing
Cellular component (GO): ribonucleoprotein granule; mitochondrial matrix
Molecular function (GO): RNA binding
Source: RefSeq, a predicted model, not a curated record
UUCAGGAGACUAGCUAGCCACGUGGUUGUUAUAUAAAUAUAGCAAGAUGUGUGUGCUCUAAUCAGUAAUGGCUAGUAUAUGUGGUAAUGUCUUCUCCAAGUUAACUAUAUUCUCCAAGAAGAUCUUUCUUCCAUUGAGACUCUCUCUGAAAUACAAUCCAUCACUGAUUGGAAAGUAUAUGAGUAGAACUUUUGUGACGUCCAGCACAGUCAAAGAGGAACAAUACAACAGCACACAGAAGGUGCAUCACAAGCCUGUCCUCAUAGCUGAUGAUAAUUAUGAACAGAAUACAAAAAAAUGGAUAUCAGAACUGAUCGAAAAAGUGAAAGCCGUUACCAAACUGAACAUCGAAUUUCCUAACUAUUCUUCUUAUGAGAGGAUGUUACUAUUUCUUAUAACUUCAGAACAUAGAACAGAUGCAUUGGACGAUUUACUCAAACUUGAAGUUCUGGAAAGAUUAAAUUCAUUUCGCCCGAUUUUUCUGCCAAAACUUCUAUCGACUCUAAUGAAGUGCAACUGUAUAAACCGGCUGCUACUAAAAGCAAGCUCGGAACGGAUUUGUCAACUGAUAGAAACCGAUUUAGAUAAUGUGCCGGACAAUUUUAACUUUGGACAACUGUUUUGGGUGUUUGGUAAAAGUCUUCAUUACAAUCAAUCACUUUGCAAUUCACUACUAACUCUUGUUACCAAUAGAGACACGCUCCUUACUCCAUGGAUGGUCGGGAACAUUGCUUGGUAUUGUGCACGCGUUCAAUACUACAACCCGAAACUUCUCGAUCAAAUACUGGAAUACACGUUACACCACUUGGACGAGUUUCCUCGACUGCAAUUGAGCAACCUUGUCUACACCCUGGGGCAAUUAAACCAUGGUAAUGCAGAGCUACUGGCGGCUGUGGGAGAGAUCCUUGAGAGGGAGACACUACCACCUAGCGAAGGAGAACAGAUCUACUGGGUGUACAUGUGGACCUCUAUGGUACUCGGCUCAAUUAGACCCGGGAUAGCAACUCGUCUCUUUGACAACCAGUUUAUUGAAGCCUCCAUGGGCGGCGGAUUCCACUUGAGUGUUCUACUCCAACUCAGUAUAGCUGUGAACUAUGAGCACAGGAAACUUGGACUAGCUGGUACCAAAUCCAUUCCCAGUAGAUGGGGAGAAGGUUUUGAUUCCAUUCAAAAUGUGGAUGUGAAGCACACACGAAAAGCCUCGAUUGAUCGACUUGAUCGAUACAAGGCUGGUGGAACAGCAUCCAUGUUCUCAGAAAAUGCCAAGAGAGCUUUGGCUCAAGUUGUCGGUGAAGAUUUCUUCACUACCGAAGCUAUUUCGUUGUCUGGCUAUAUCGUGGAUUUUGAAAUAUUGCUCGAUUCCAAUAACAGGCCUGUCCGCAUCCCAAGACGAUGGAAAAGGCAAUGGAAAGAAUCCGUUAUAAGUAGCAUCUAUUCCAAUCGGGUACGAAUUAGAAAGAAAGCAUCUCAAGUUUCUUCUCUCAUUGAAAAGCUAGAAGGUGCUGAGACUAGUACAGAGUGUGUAACUUUAAAUGAUGCCGUUUUGGACUCGAAAUUCGAUCUCAGAAUGCGUAUAAACUUGGCCAGUGACUGGGGGAGCAAGUUUGAGGCCAUUCCACGGAGGGUGACUCGACGCAUUGCUAUUGAGGUGGAUGGUAUUAUUCAUUUUGCAGCCAACUGUGACCACGAGAUGGGCCGUACAGUGAUCAAACACAGACAGCUGAGGGCCCUAGGAUGGGAGGUUCUGCAGAUUCGAUACCAAGAGUGGGAGCUGCUGAAAGAUGGAGACGCUCAUGUGCAGUAUCUAGCCGAAAGAAUAUUUAGUUUACCAUAGCUAUAUUCAUGUAGAGCAGCGUAGACAAUGUUAGCCUCGAUUCCAGGCCGCGCGCCUUGUUUAAGCGGCCUGGAAUCGAGGCUAAGACAAUGUAUGAUUGCGUGUCAUGGAAAAUUGUGGUUUACAUCAAUUUG